Oncorhynchus masou masou (cherry salmon) is the source of this 11414-nucleotide messenger RNA. It is a transcript of the gene ccdc120a, whose product is annotated as coiled-coil domain containing 120a. The coding region runs from base 259 to 2217 and encodes 652 amino acids. The record is from RefSeq and is a predicted model, not a curated record. NCBI's taxonomy places the organism in Eukaryota, Metazoa, Chordata, Actinopteri, Salmoniformes, Salmonidae. The transcript has 11 exons.
CAGGCGGAGAGAGAGAGAGGUCGCUGCGCCCCGACUGACUGCGGAACACCGAAGAGAAACGCUCUUAUGGACUUUUAAACGAGGACUUUUGAGAAGUUUCAUCCGCGCGUUUUUAUUGACGCUUUUCAUCAUUUAUUUACAUGAUUGUGUCGUGGCAUACCGGAUCCGUUGUAACGAGCGCUAUGGGAAUAUACGGUGUACAUUGAAAGGGUUGGUUCGGUUAGAACAUACCUGUGUUGACAUCGAUCUUCACUCCGCAUGCUGUUUGUUCCACCGGGUAGUUUAAACUGCAUAUCGAGCGGGCUCUGUUUCCACCUCUGUUCAUUGGGGCUACAGCCAUACUGGAAACGAGGUCAGAGAUACCCACCCCAGGUGAGUGAUCUGUUGGGAUGCACUGAGAGCAGCGAGGUCACCUGGGACACACCUGACAUGGAGGUCAAGGGUCGUCUCAUCUCAGUACCUGACCUGCUGGGUGGCAGUCCGGCGGUUGUUGAAAGGAUGACAGAACUACAGGAGAGAAGACGCAGCCUCGAGACUCUACUGAAUAGCAGACUGGCUGAGCUACGGAGAGUCUGUCUGCAGGAGGCGGAGUUGACAGGAGAGCUUCCUGGUGAUUUCCCCCUGGAGGCUGGGGAGAGACGCCCCAACGUACGCCGAAGGGCCGGAUCCUACCGCCACGGACCCAAGACUAUUGUAAAGACAGAGGAGGAGGUGUGUCAGAGGAAGCCGAAGAAGGCGCUGUUCAGCGGUGCCCUGAGACGCCGUGUCGACUCUGAUCAGCACCCGGCGCACAGCAAGAGGACCGUGCACAGAGGGUGUCACACGGAUGACACGGUGAACUCCGAGAGCAGCUCCACGUCUGAUUCUACAGGGGACCAUGACAACGAUGAGUCUUCGGGUGUGGCCCCUGACUCUCUGUCCCCGUCUCGGCCCCGGCUGGCCCCUGGUAAUGGUAAUGGGAGCAGCAGUAGUCCAGACAGCAGGCUGUGUAGGAAGCUUUCUCCUGUUGAGAUCUAUUAUGCGAUGAGGACCACCACGCAACCCAACUCACUGGCCCUGUCCGCCAGAAGCAAUAUGGAGGGGAGGAGUGUACCUACCACACCCCUCCUCGCUCGGAACGGACCAACAGGUGUCCACAACCACAUCAGGUCAGCUAUAUCCACAGUGACUACUACCAAGCAGUGGUCAGACAAUCCAGAGGUGACCCAGGUGGUUCCUCAUCAGUCUCAGGUCAGCGGCCACUCCCCUGGCCCCUCCUCUGGCCCCCCGUCAGGGUCCUAUGAGCAGGGAGGAGGAGGGGGAGGCGGAGUUUACAGUGAUAUCCUGAUGGACUAUGUAUGGGGGAAGCAGCAGCAGCAGAGACAGGUCCAACAGGUCCAUGGCAAUGGAAAGUUCCCUUCCUCCGUUCCUGUACCUCCUCCUUCUCACUUCAACGGCUACCCCCACCCCCAGGGACAUCUCCCAGGGCCCCAGCACGUCUCUGGGGGCCCACCAGCCUACUCCAGCCCCCUGAUGCUCCGGGGGAAACUUGGAGAGCCACGCCGGGUCAAGGUAACCCGUACCAAGUCCUGUGGUCCAUUCAUCCCUCUCCAGCACCACCAGAAUGAGGUACUCCACUUCUCCUCUUACACCUCCACCUCUUCUGACCCUCCUCUUCCUCCCACCUCCUCCUCCUCCUCGACCGGGACCUCCACAGCUGCCCUGUACCCCCACCAGGGGUCUGGGGUUGAGUCCCAAAAGCACCAGCAUGGGUCUGGAUCGGGACCCGGUCUCAAUCUCAACCUCAACCACAACCACCAGCUCGGACCACCCCAGUACUCUGACUCCGUCACCCCGGACGACCCCAUCCGCAGCCUGCACAAGGCCCUGGCUCUGGAGGGCCUGAGGGACUGGUACCUGAGGAACAGCCUGGGUGGAGUGGCGGUGGGGGGGAAGGUACAGGGGCAGGACAACAGGGGGUCCCCCAGGAGGCGGACCACAAACUCCCUGCACGGGUCACACCCUCAGCAUCUCCCACACCAGCCCCAGAUCUACCAGGGAGACCGAGACAGAGACUACCCUCCCUGCCACCUGCCACAGUCCCAGACCUUCCACGGGCAUCCACUACAUGGCAGGUCUCUGUAUCAGGAGUCCUUCCCAUCCCAGAUGCAGGAGCUGACCCUGAAAGAACCAGGCACUGACAGAGGUGACCUGCCUACCCCGGGUACACUGGUCUAACAACAACAACAACAACAACAACAACAACAACAACAACAACAGAGGUGAUCUGCCUACCCCGGGUACACUGGUCUAACAACAACAACAACAACAACAAACAGAGGUGAUCUGCCUACCCCGGGUACACUGGUCUAACAACAACAACAACAACAACAACAAACAGAGGUGACCUGCCUACCCCGGGUACACUGGUCUAACAACAACAACAACAACAACAACAACAACAACAACAACAACAUAGGUGAUCUGCCUACCCCGGGUACACUGGUCUAACAACAACAACAACAACAACAGAGGUGACCUGCCUACCCCGGGUACACUAGUCUAACAACAACAACAACAACAACAACAACAACAACAAACAGAGGUGAUCUGCCUACCCCGGGUACACUGGUCUAACAACAACAACAACAACAACAAACAGAGGUGACCUGCCUACCCCGGGUACACUGGUCUAACAACAACAACAACAACAACAAACAGAGGUGAUCUGCCUACCCCGGGUACACUGGUCUAACAACAACAACAACAACAACAACAACAACAACAACAACAAACAGAGGUGACCUGCCUACCCCGGGUACACUGGUCUAACAACAGCAACAACAGAGGUGACCUGCCUACCCCGGGUACACUGGUCUAACAACAACAACAACAACAACAAACAGAGUUGACCUGCCUACCCCGGGUACACUGGUCUAACAACAACAACAACAACAAACAGAGGUGACCUGCCUACCCCGGGUACACUAGUCUAACAACAACAACAACAACAACAACAACAACAACAACAACAACAAACAGAGGUGAUCUGCCUACCCCGGGUACACUGGUCUAACAACAACAACAACAACAACAAACAGAGGUGAUCUGCCUACCCCGGGUACACUGGUCUAACAACAACAACAACAACAAACAGAGGUGAUCUGCCUACCCCGGGUACACUGGUCUAACAACAACAACAACAACAACAACAACAACAACAAACAGAGGUGACCUGCCUACCCCGGGUACACUGGUCUAACAACAGCAACAACAGAGGUGACCUGCCUACCCCGGGUACACUGGUCUAACAACAACAACAACAACAACAACAAACAGAGUUGACCUGCCUACCCCGGGUACACUGGUCUAACAACAACAACAACAACAAACAGAGGUGAUCUGCCUACCCCGGGUACACUGGUCUAACAACAACAACAACAACAAACAGAGGUGAUCUGCCUACCCCGGGUACACUGGUCUCACAACAACAACAACAACAACAACAACAACAACAACAACAAACAGAGGUGACCUGCCUACCCCGGGUACACUGGUCUAACAACAGCAACAACAGAGGUGACCUGCCUACCCCGGGUACACUGGUCUAACAACAACAACAACAACAACAACAAACAGAGUUGACCUGCCUACCCCGGGUACACUGGUCUAACAACAACAACAACAACAAACAAACAGACAGACAUGUUACUGACUGAAUGAUACACAGUCAUAUUGUAGAGCAACUUCAUGGACCUGCAUACAAAAAAGGAAAAUAUGAAGGACAUUUAUUUACACAAUAUUUUGUAUUUUUUUUCUGCACAUUUUUUUGUGGAGGGGGGGGGGAGAAUGAUAGAAGAAUGUGCCAUUCUUCUCGAACUCAAAAGAGAAGUUGUUGUUCCUCCUCCCCCCCCCUAAGGGAGCUUUUCUUCGCAGUGCAUCAUCAAAGUCGGAUCAUGCACUGCCUCUGAAGAUCAAUGACAAGGUGCUUGAAAGAGUCUAGCACUUCAAACAGUCUCUGGUAGACAUAUGGGCCAGCGGAACAUUGCUGUAGUUUAUACAACCGAUCCAGGUGAAGGACGUUGAACAAGGUCAUGGACAGUGUUACAGGUUCCUCAACUGUUACAGAAAUACUGAAUUUCUCUAAGUGAACCAUGUUCAUCAUCAUCAUCAUCGUCAUCCACAUACAAUUCCAGGUCGUUAGUAGGGACGACAAAUGGAUAAGUUCCACACACAUAACUAACCAAACAGAAAGCACACCCAUACGUUGUCACACAGACCCUACAGUACAACGAAUCAGGUUGGUUAGGGAAUGGGAAAGAGAUGUGUCUGUGUUAACUCCGAUACACUGAUCCGUCUCAGUCUACAGAGGGAUCUGCAGUCUAUAAUCACAUUUAUAUGACAGAUAGACAAAACGAGGGGAGGGGGGGGGGGAUUUUAUGUCAGCGAUGAGGUUUAGUCAGUUGUUUUGUCCACCAGAAACAAUAACAUAAUACCAGCUCCCUCUAGCACACUGCUCUCUCAAUAACACACAAUAACCUGGACUCAGGGGUAGACGUAACAUAGUGAAGGUAAAUCCAGGACACUCCAAUUAGUAUGACAUGUUAAGUUUCGUAUGAUAUGUAUACAUUUUUGAUGUCCGUCAUCCAUUUUGUAUGAUAUGUUACGAAUUGCAAUUCGUACAAUAGAUUACGAAUUUGCAAAGAAAAUUCCAAUUUGUUAUGGGUAACAUUAGCUGGGUGGCUAACGUUAAUCUAGGCUAGGGGUUAGGAGUUAAAGGGUUAAGGUUAGGUAAAGGGUUAGCUAACAUGCUAAGUAGUUGCUAAAAUGCUAAAACUUUCGGUUUGCUAGAUGUUCGUGUUAUACGCCCACCUAUCCACCCCGACCAACAACCCUACAUUCGAUUUUGCCUUAAAACCUCUACAGGAUCGUGUGUGUCCCCCGCGGGACAGUUGAGCUAACGUAGGCUAAUGCGAUUAGCAUGAGGUUGUAGGUAACAAGAAAAUUUCCCAGGACAUAGACAUAUCUGAUGUUGGCAGAAAGCUUAAUUUCUUGUUAAUCUAACUGCACUGUCCAAUUUACAGUAGCUAUUAGAGUGAAAUAAUACCAUGCUGUUGUUUGAGGAGAGUGCACAGUUAUGAAGAUUAAAAUGUAUUAAUAAACCAAUUAGGCACAUUUGGGCAGUCUUGAGACAACAUUUUGAAGAGAAAUGCAAUGGUUCAUUGAAUCAGUCUAAAACUUUGCACUGCUGCCAUCUAGUGGGCAACAUCUAAAUUAUGCCUAACCUGGAAUAAUACAUUAUGGCCUUUCUUUUGCAUUUCAAAGAUGGAACAAAACAAACGCAUGUUUUUUUCUUUGUAUUAUCUUUUAAAAGAUCUAAUGUGUUAUAUUCUCCUACAUUCCUUUCACAUUUCCACAAACUUUGAAGUGUUUCCUUUCAAAUGGUACCAAUAAUAUGCAUAUUCCUGCUUUAGGGCCUGAGCUACAGGCAGUUAGAUUCGGGUAUGUCAUCAGCCCGGAAAUUGAAAAAGAAGGGUCUGAUCCUUUUACUUUCUAUCUCAUGUAACCAUACCAAACAUUACAUAUCAUACUAAUUUGAGUGUCUCAGAUUUACAUUUACUAUAUUAUGUCUAGUCUAUGAGACCAGGCUGGACACAAUACCAGCUCUCACCGGUCCUUGUAGGAUGCUUCACAUCAUCAGGACGAACAACAGUCAUGUUAUAUCCCUUUGGCUCCAUUUCAAACACGAAGGGGUGUGUCGUUCCAGACUGCUGCUUGCACUAGUGUGCCAAUAGGUGGCACCAAAGGGUGCUUAUAUUCUUUCCACAGCCCACCGAGCCCAGCCCACAGAUAAUGACAAUGUCAUAGAUCACCUGUUCGUAAUUUCUCUUCUCAGCUAAUCCGACCUUUAACCCCAAACCAAAAAAAAAGGAGAUGUGAUCCGGGUGUUCUGCUGAAUAAAAGAAGCACAAUAUUCUUAUCUAUGAUGAGCAGCAGGAUAGAGACACUUGGGUAAAGGAGGAUAACUUAAUUUUAAAAAAUGUUGAUCAUUUAGCAGACACUCUUAUCCAGAGCAAUUUACAAGAGCAAUUAGGGUUAAGUGCCUUGCUCAAGGGCACAUCGACAUAGCUGAAAAAUAUUUGGCUUGGAUAUUCGAACCAGCGACCUUUAGGCUACUGGUCCAAUGCUCCUACUUGCUAGGAUACCUGCUGCCCUAUAUAAAACCAUGCAACCGACAGCUCAGAUUCAGAUAUGCACCUUUAUAAAGGCAAUGUGGUAAACACUGCAUAAUGUCGUCUCAAUCACAAAUUACUUUUAAAUGUUACAAGCGCUAUAACGUGAAUCUUUAAAUUGACAUCCUGUUCUAUGAAACUCAAAACAACUGAUUUUUUUUUUACAACAUCAUGUCUUUGUCCCAUACUUCCUGCUGUUGUCGUGGAGACGUAUGAAGGGAAUGUGAUCAGACUGGGAAUAUUUAGAUUUUUUUUUACAUUUUUAAAUUUAAAAUACAACAUGCGGUCAUUACUGCAAACAUUCUAUUAUGUUUUUGUACUGCGUAGUUUUCCAUGAAUUGAUAUGAAUUGAACCAUGAGACCAGCCAGAUUAAAUAUGAAAUCAGGUAUUGACCAUCCUCAGACCAAAACACUGGACUGGAUGAAUGGAUAAGUAUUGCUGGUAAAUCGACCUUCAUCCAUAGCAUCAAAUCUAUGCUGUCUUCUUGACUUUUUCCUGUUUUCCUGUCCAUGUCCAUCAUAAUUCAGUCAGGUAUAAAUCAAGUCACUGUAGCCUGUGAGCCAGUCUGUUUAGCCUGGGAGCCAGUCUGUUUAGCCCGGGAGCCAGUCUGUUUAGCCUGGGAGCCAGUCUGUUUAGCCCGGGAGCCAGUCUGUUUAGCCCGGGAGCCAGUCUGUUUAGCCUGGGAGCCAGUCUGUUGAGCCUGGGAGCCAGUCUGUUUAGCCUAGGAGCCAGUCUGUUUAGCCUAGGAGCCAGUCUGUUUAGCCCGGGAGCCAGUCUGUUUAGCCCGAGAGCCAGUCUGUUUAGCCUGGGAGCCAGUCUGUUUAGCCUGGGAGCCAGUCUGUUUAGCCUGGGAGCCAGUCUGUUGAGCCUGGGAGCCAGUCUGUUUAGCCCGGGAGCCAGUCUGUUUAGCCCGGGAGCCAGUCUGUUUAGCCUGGGAGCCAGUCUGUUUAGCCUGGGAGCCAGUCUGAUUCUGCUCUCCUGCCAACUCUUAAUGGAAUUGUCAUGCCAAACAUUUUCAUGUUCAGCCAAUGACAAGUCGGCAAAAUCAUAAACAGAUCUGGUACCAGGCUAAACUCAAUUUAAUCGACCCUGUCAACAUUCCCAUAAACCAUAGACAGCAAUACAUACAUUUCUGUUUAGUAUUUUCCUGAAAAUAUCCAAUAUUGCUUUCCAUGCUGUAUUCUCAUCUAUGCCUAGACACUUUUCUAAAAGAGAUAUUGUGCUAUACAGUAGCUACUAAAGCAAUCAAUCUUUGUUCAAGGACUUAAGAGAGGACCCCAUUCAGGUAAAAUAUAUAUAUAUAUAUAUAUAUGGUAUUGUGACAUACACCAGUUGCAACUAAAUUCUGUCUGGAUUUCUGUGAAACUGAACUAAAUUCAGUCUGGAUUUCCAGGCUAGGCUGAAUUUUAUUCUCUUUUAUUCCUCUUUUGCCAAAUGCUGCCAUGCUUGUCUCCAGACUAACUAAAAAUAGCUUUUCUGCUUCCUCCAUUUUGUAUUUACAACCAAGCUGCAUGACAACAACAAUCAAUUCAAACUUUUUUUGACAAAGCAAACCAAUAUUUCCCUCAGGUUAAAUGAUCAAUGGGAGUAGUUGUUUAAUUAUGUUAAUGUCCCUACUGUAGUUGAGCACAAUUUUUUUUUAUAUUUUUAAAUUGCACUUCUCUUGAAAAAUUCUAUGGAUUAUUACUGUGAAAGAUUCAGAGUUCCUUCAGUAGAACUUCUUGUGACGUGAUGCUUUCAACUUCUUGACCAAAUAGCUGUGAUAUGAGCAGCUUCCAGCGUGUGGUUUGUGUUACAUGUGACAUGUUGUGACACAGGCACACAACAGUUGUCUGUAUAAAUCAACAACGAUGACAUUUGACUUCAUAAUGGUGAUGAUGUCCAGUUGAACCCGUUUGUGAUGUGGUCCAGCUUCUCAGUGAUGGGUACUGAACAUUAAACACCAACACCUGUGUAAAGUCCUCUUGAAAGACAUGCGCAGUCGUUGACUACGUCGAAUCUAAACAUUUGAAUGGGAGUGAAGACUUGUUUUCUAACGGGCUUUCUCUGAGAAGGCACCUCUAUGUUAAUCAGACAAUACCAAAUGUUCUGUAAACACGAGAGGCUGGGAGGACGUCACAACAUCAGCAGGCUACAGAAUCCCACCAUGUCACAGAUACAUUAUCAGAGUGCUCAGCGUACCUCUAGUCUGACAUCAAUCACCGUCAACAGAUAUAAGUUGAUUACAUAACAUACAGCAUUGAGUCUAGUGUCCCACAUAGAACAGACGAGAGUCCCACGUAGAACAGACGAGAGUCCCACGUAGAACCGACGAGAGUCCCACGUAGAACAGACGAGAGUCCCACAUAGAACAGACGAGAGUCCCACGUAGAACAGACGAAAGUCCCACGUAGAACCGACGAGAGUCCCACGUAGAACCGACGAGAGUCCCACGUAGAACCGACGAGAGUCCCACGUAGAACAGACGAGAGUCCCACGUAGAACAGACGAGAGUCCCACGUAGAACAGACGAGAGUCCCACGUAGAACAGACGAGAGUCCCACGUAGAACAGACGAGAGUCCCACGUAGAACAGAAAUCAUGUGUAUUACAGAAAGGAAAAACAUACAGUACAUUCGUAAAGUAUUCAGACCCUUUGACUUUUUCAACAUUUUGUUACGUUACAGCCUUAUUCUAAAAUGGAUGAAAUAAAAAUAAAUCCUCAUCAAUCUACACGAAAUACUCCAAAGCAAAGCAAAGCAAAAACAGGUUUUUAGAAAUGUUUGCAAAUUUAUAAAAACAAAAAUGCCUUAUUUACAUAAGUAUUCAGACCCUUUGCUAUGAGACUUGAAAUUGAGCUCAGGUGCAUCCUGUUUCCGUUGAUCAUCCUUGAGAUGUUUCUACAACUUGAUUGGAGUCCACCUGUGGUAAAUUCAACUGAUUGGACAUGAUUUGGAAAGGCACACACCUGUCUAUAUAAGGUCCCAGAGUUGACAGUGCAUGUCAGAACAAAAACCAAGCCAUGAGGUCCAAGGAAUUGUCUGUAGAGCUAUAAGACAGGAUUGUGUCGAGGCACAGAUCUUGGGAAGGGUACCACAUUUGUAUUGCAGCAUUGAAGAUCCCCAACAACACAGUGUUUGGAAACACAAAGAUUCUUCCUAGAGCUGGCCGCCCGGCCAAACUGAGCAAUCGGGGGAGAAGGGCCUUGGUCAGGAAGGUGACCAAGAACCCAAUGGUCACUCUGACAGAGCUCCAGAGUUCCUCUGUGGAGAUAGGAGAAUCUUCCAGAAGGACAACCAUCUCUGCAGCACUACACCAAUCAGGCCUUUAUGGUAGAGUGGCCAGACAGAAGCCACUCCUCAGUAAAAAGUCACAUGACAGCCCGCUUGGAGUUUGCCAAAAGACUCUCAGAACAUGAGGAACAAGAUUCUCUGGUCUGAUGAAACCAAGACUGAACUCUUUGGCCUGAAUGCCAAGCGUCACGUCUGGAGGAAACCUGGCACCAUCCCUACAGUGAAGUAUGAUGGUGGCAACAUCAAGCUGUAGGGAUGUUUUUCAGAGGCAGGGACUGAGAGACUAGUCAGGAUAGAGGGAAGCUGAACAAAGCAAAGUACAGAGAGAUUAUUGAUGAAAACCUGCUCCAGAGCGCUCAAAACCUCAGACUCUAAGCACAUUAUAAUCCAUUUUAGAACGCUGUAUAGUUACAAAACGCGCAUUGUUGUAUGUUCUUUCCGCAAACUGUCAUAGACAUGAAGCACCCAGCUUCUAUCCAAUCAAAUCAACAUUGAACCACCCUGGUUAGACACUAUUGGCUCAAGAAGCCAAACGUAACACAAUAUCUGCCAAUUAAAAUAUUUUGUCUUUCCCGUUCACCCUCUGAAUGACACACAUACACAAUCCAUGUCUCAAUUAUCCCAAGGCUUAAAAAUCCUUCUUUAACCCGUCUCCUCCCCUUCAUCUACGCUGAUUGAUGUGGAGUUAACAAGUGACAUCAGUAAGGGAUCAUAGCUUUCACCUGGAGAUUCAACUGGUCAGUCUAUGUCAUGGAAAGAGCUUAAUGUUUUGUACACUCAGUGUAUAUAAUGAUUAUAUGUAUCAAUUGGGUGAUGAUUGUUUUAUAAACUCUGCCAUGAUGUGUUGUAGCUGUAGGCCUAACAGCACAAACAUCACUAGACCGACACAUUCCUCUCUUGCUAGAUGCAGAAUUAAAGGGGAAUUACACAAAAAAUACUCUAUUUUGCAAGGGGGGGGGGUUCCAGACUUCAAAAAUGAUGUUCUGAUGUGAUUGAAGCAUUGACAUGGACCCAGAUCUUCGUUGUAUCUCUAUGAAUCAUUGUAAUAUUGAUCAGAAGAAGAAAAAAAACUCCCAAACCAGGAAAAAUGAAAAUGGAGAAAACUGAAUUCAGGAAAAUACUAAAUAUAGUUUAAUAGGGUCCCCUCAUUGGAGUCGUUUAUUAACCAUGACUUUACCAGGUGUGUUGACAGAAAGCACAUCUGUUGUACACCAAGGACCCAGGGAAGAGUUGCAGGGGAGAUAUGAGAAGAAUGUGCCUAUUUUGAAAGCAAUAAAAAAAAAAGAGUAGCUUGCGAAAUGUUUAAUUUGUUUUAUUUUUUAAAGUAGCUCUCAUGUUAGAGAAGGUUCUAGACUGUUUUAUUAUGGCAAUGCAAUUUCCUCCCUUGUUUUCUUUCCUUGAGGUUGUAAAUUACAUUAUCCUCCUCAUAUCUACUUGGAUUAUUAUGGACCAUAAUGAGGAGGAAGCCAAGGGAACUGCUUUCAUUUCUAAAUUACUCUUUCGUUCAUUUUAGCAACAAGGACUGGAGGCAAAACAUGUAUUUGACCUACGAGGAGGAUAAAGAUGUCUCUUCAACUUCUACUUUUCUUCUUCUGUGGUUGUGACUAUGGACUUCUUCUUCUGUGGUUGUGACUAUGGACUUCUUCUUCUGUGGUUGUGACUAUGGACUUCUUCUUCUGUGGUUGUGACUAUGGACUUCUUCUUCUGUGGUUGUGACUAUGGACUUUUUGAUGGACUUUAUGAAUUGUUAUUUUGCAUAGCAAUGAAUGCACCCUGUAAAAAAAAGAUAUGAAGCUUUUUAUAUCUUUGUCAUUUUUUGGCCAUUUGUACUGCUUUUUAUCUGAUCUCACAUAACUUUCUGAAUUAUUCAUAUGAUUCAAAUGAAUUAUUCAUAUGAUUCAAAUGACAAAUAAAUGUUUCUUGUAUGAAU